CAUAUAAAGCAAGACUAGACGACUGGUCUUACUGCGAGGUGGAUGGUGGCGAGAUAGCAACAGGUUUAUCAUAUAAACCAUAGAUCUUUCAUCAGCAUGACCUCGUUUCCUUCGUCGGGAUCGUUCAUCGAACAGGUUCGGACGAGUUGCAGGAACGUCAGGCAGGAUGCGGGGAUCAAGAUCUCGAUCGAAGCUAUCGACAAGUUCCUCACCCAGACCCUCAACGAAUCCGAUUUCAACCGUCUCAAAUCCCAUCACGGCGUAUCGGCCUUUCCACUCCGUUUCCCCACGCUCGUCAGCGAGAUCAACUUCUUAGCCAUCCUCUCCCUCUUGAACACGUUGUCAGGGUACCGAUUACCUCUGCACAAAGCUACUGGGGAUGGGGCUUACCAGAAUAUCAUCAAGAUCCUCGUCGGGCUGUUCAUCACCGGGGAGGACGAAAAGCUGACUAGCCGAGGUCUGAGCGAAUUGACUCCAGAGGAGAUCGCUGGGAUCUUGGGUGUCUCACUGUUUAGUGAGAAACCUCACGAGAGUCUACCCGGGGUGACGGUGGGGACUAAAGAAGGGGAGGUCGCCGAGGCCGUCGAUUUGGUCGUCAGGGCGUGCAAUGAGACUGGAAGGGCUUUGGUGGAGGCUGGGUAUGAGAGCUUGGGAGAUUUGGUCGUCGAGAUCUUGGAUGAGGCUGAGAAGAUUACGGAGAGCAAGGGGGAUGCAGCUGGGGCUGAUCACUUUAUCGAGAGACUCGUCACCACCAUUCCCGGGUUCGCCGACCAGACCACUUUAACCCUCCUCGACCCACCUCGACCGGUGUACAUCUACAAGAAAGCAUUCUUCCUCCUCUUCGCUCUUUAUCAACGGCUCGACCCUCGAUCACCCGUUGCUACAAGUACAAGUACAAAGGGGAGCGACAAGUCCGCUCAACGGACAGUCCCCUCCGCCCACGCCCUCCCUAUGUUCAUAGAUAAUGUCCUGUGUACAAUGCUCGUUCACCUAGAGAUCCUCGACCUCUCAUCUUGCACCGUCCCAACUCUAUCCUCGUGGAACACUUCGGCCAACGAAUUCCGAGUCAGCGUGAAAGGCAAGACUAAAGAAGAACUAGAUGGGAUCCCCAAGCACGUCGACGGACCCCGGGUGAUGGCCCAAGAAGCGUAUACCGUCCGGGCUGCCGCGUUGGAUGCGGGGAAGGUUAUAUUGGAACGUGUACGGGAGAUCGAGGGGAGGGAAGGGUUUGGGUGGUUGGGUACGGUUGAUGAGGCGGAUAUCGAUGGAUACCUGUGGGCCGUGGCCAAGGACGAUCCGGUAUUGAGAAAAGUCCCGCGGAUGGUGGAGCGUAAUACGAUCAUGUACUGAGAACGUUAUACCAAGACGAAUAUGAGAUAUCAAGAUGUAAGAACAUGCGA
Molecule: messenger RNA, 1400 nt
Organism: Filobasidium floriforme
Lineage: Eukaryota; Fungi; Basidiomycota; Tremellomycetes; Filobasidiales; Filobasidiaceae
Exons: 4
Coding region: 97-1350 (417 amino acids)
Biological process (GO): tRNA modification
Source: RefSeq, a predicted model, not a curated record